Acanthopagrus latus (yellowfin seabream) is the source of this 1970-nucleotide messenger RNA. RefSeq names its product RAD9-HUS1-RAD1 interacting nuclear orphan 1 (gene rhno1). The record is from RefSeq and is a predicted model, not a curated record. Gene Ontology annotation, cellular component: chromosome; nucleus. NCBI's taxonomy places the organism in Eukaryota, Metazoa, Chordata, Actinopteri, Spariformes, Sparidae. Gene Ontology annotation, biological process: DNA damage checkpoint signaling; recombinational repair; cellular response to ionizing radiation. The transcript is spliced from 3 exons. The coding region runs from base 185 to 1063 and encodes 292 amino acids.
CACGUUGACCAAUCAGAGACGACGGUGGUGGAAACCGGUAACAAGAAGACGGAAAACAGCAAAAGUUUAUUUAGUAACGACGGACAGUGAAAUAAUUAACCUUUUAUACAUGUAUGAAGUGUUUCUAAACGUGGCUAUGACUUGUCGAAGUACCACUAAGGUCUUCAGGAAUGAUUUAUAUUAAAUGCCCCGUAAAGCUGCAAAGACAGACAAGCCUCCCCUGCUGUUCCUGGAGCGGUCUUUGAGUGGAGCCAGACUCCAAAAUGUGCCUGAAGUCCGAGCAGCACUCAACCCCAGAGAUUUCUUCAGAGAGACACCAGAGCACAACAGCUCAGCUCUUAACUCUUGGGUGAGCCCACAGUUUGACAGUUCAGUUCCCAUACCUCCGGUGAGACGAGGGAGGAGAAAAUGCCAAUCUGCCACCAGCGUCCUCGACAGUGUCAGCCAGCUGUCCAGGAAAGGCAGUGUGUGCAGAUUCCCCUCAUUAACGUUUCAGACAAGGUCAAGUGACCAGUCUCAUAAACCAAAGAGAACACAUGCAAAGAAAGCUACUGAAUGUGCUGUUGCAUCUGAUGUGGGAAACCAACCAAGUGGAUCACGCCAAAAUACAAGAACAGUGUCGAGUGUGACCCCAAAGAGACAGACGGCCUCAAUCAGAAAAAGAAACGUGCAAAGAUUUUCUGAUGGCGCUGCAUCCACCAGCAGAUGUUUGGACCGCCCUGAAACCCCAUCUGCUCAAGUGACACAUAGCUGCGGAGGCCCAGCAGUAGAUGGUGCUUCAACACCUGCCUCCAAUGAGUUCAGUGGUGUUUCUCCACCACCUGAUGUGGACACUCCAAAAGUAAUACAAGAAGGGAGCAGUGGUGCCUCCUCUGCCGCUCUGCACUUGCUGCUGCCUCAGUCAGGCACGCCACCAUGCAAUCAGCCGCCUGACAUUUUGGUGGCCGACACACCAGAGAGGGAUUAUGGGGUGAAGGUGACAUGGAGGAGGAGGAGGGGUUUGAUGUUGUUGUACAAAGAGAGGGGCCACCUCUCUGAUUCAGAUGUGUUAACUUGCAGCUGAUGUAGACAGCUGGUGAAGAUUAGACAUGGUGUUAUCAGAGAUGAGAUGGAUGGAUUGUUCAUUGGACCCCUUCUGUGACCAAAAAUUCAAUCCAUGGACUAUUUUUAUGCACUGAACAGAGCUGCAAAAUUGUUAAGUGCUUAUGAAAUCUCACUUCGCAGACUGCUUAUUAUUAUUAUUUUUUAACUUUGACUGAACCUCAUAAUGAUAAGACAACCACAUUAUGAAAUGACAAUGUCACCCAUUCCCUCUGCACAGCCCAGGUAGUUAUUGCCGUAAAUCAACUCAUAUAAUGAACUAAUCACAUUUGCAAUAAUUACUGUAAUAUCCCAGGUGCAAGCUUUUUUCCAUGAGGGAGCAUAUUGUUUACAGAUUAUGUUGCAAAUCAGGGGACAGAGCUUAAACUCAUGCAACACACACCUGUUGUGUCUUCUUGUGCUUCAGCAUUGUUAAUGGCAGAUUGAUGAGCAAAGAUCGUGUCCCUUUAGACUGUAGCUGAUAUCGCAUCCCCCCAUUUAGAGUUAACACAAUAUGAUUUUGUCAGUGAUGUGUAAUCUUGAAGGGUGCUGCUGCUGGUGAUUGUGAGCAAUGCUGUGUAUAUCUUUUUUAUGUUUAUAUAAAAUAUAUGGAAUUGUUGUCCAACUAAAUGCAUACACUUUGUUUAUCAUGAUUUCUCUCAGCCUACAAUUAGUGAUGAGAUGGCAGGAAUACAAAGUAAGAUAAUUUAUUUAGUCAAUCUGCAUCAUUACAGCAGCAAAGAGGAUAACAAAAAGAAAGCAUCAAUUAAAACAGCACUAAUGGAUAAGGAAAAAUAUAUCAGUAAAAAACCACUGGAAACAUAAACAAUAUGAGUAAAGGAGGAAUAUUAAAACUUGAAGGAAGAACCUAUAAUAAAGAACAAACAAUA